Triticum aestivum (bread wheat) is the source of this 1749-nucleotide messenger RNA. Its product is annotated as F-box/kelch-repeat protein At3g06240. The coding region runs from base 165 to 1436 and encodes 423 amino acids. NCBI's taxonomy places the organism in Eukaryota, Viridiplantae, Streptophyta, Magnoliopsida, Poales, Poaceae. The record is from RefSeq and is a predicted model, not a curated record. The transcript has 2 exons. Gene Ontology annotation, molecular function: protein binding.
CCGCUCCGGCUAGGCCUGGCCCAUACCGCGGCGAUGUAGGCGAGUCCGUGCUCCCCCCCAAGCCCUCGACCACUGCAGUGGCCGCUUUCCCCCCUCCGCCCUCCUCGUCCACGGCGCUCGCCCCGCCGCCAGGCUGCUCGCCGCCGUCGCUCUCGCCGACGGUGAUGUCGUCUUCGGAGCUGCGCCUGCGCCCCGCCACCCCCUUCUCCGGCGACCUUCCCGCGGACGAGCUGUGCGAGGUCCUCCUUCGCCUCCCGGCCAAGGAGCUCUGCCGCCUCCGCGCUGUCUGCCCCGCCUGGCGCGCCCUCACCUCCGACCCGCUCUUCAUCGCGGCGCACAAGUCCCGCCACCGCACGGCGCCCCCGCUCCUCGCCAUGGCCUACCGCGACGACAGUGGGGUCAACGGCGUUGAGAUUUCGGAUUUGUCCGGCAAUGUGGUGAAGCGGAUACCAGGCGCCGGGUAUGAAAUUGUUCUGGUGGACGGGUUGUCAGGGGUUGCCGGUGGGCGGAUGUCAAGCAAGGACGAUACCAUCCGUGUUGCGCGCACGCGGCUUGACCUUGUCUGUUUCAACUGGAGGUUCUGCUCUGGAGACUUCUGGGUGCUGAACCCGGCCACCGGAGAUACCAUCACCUUGCCGAUGGGCUUCUCGGAGGAAUUGGCGCAUGAGCUAGAGGUGGAGGGGAUAAAGGAAUGGUGCUGCGGAGUCGAGUGGUGUGCUUUUGGGCAGGUCUCCUCUACAAGAGAGUACAAGGCGCUCCGCGUUUCUGACAUUGGUGAUCGGAAGGUAUGUGAGGUUAUCACCUUUGAUGCCGCCAACCAUGGAAACUGGAGAAAGCAGAACCCUCCAUCGGCCCACAUCUUUGCCAGUCUCAAGAUGAGGUCAUUGAAAUGCGUGGUCGUCGAUGGGGUGGUGUACUUCUUACUGGACUUCUACUCCACGUAUCAUGAAACUGGAGUUAUGACCAUUGAACCUGGCAGUGUAGCUUUGUUCAACCUCGAAACAGAGGAGUGGGGUAUUCUGCGUGGUCCAGAACAGGUGCAGAGGUUUGUACAAGAGAAUGACAUUUCUGGUUACUUAGAACUUGAACUCCAGUUAUCAUUGGCUGAGUUGAACGGCUGCUUAGUUAUGGUUCAUAAUAUUUAUAAGGUAUCUAUGGACUUGUGGUUUUUGACAGAUUUUGACAAAGGUAUCUGGGUUAAGAAAUACAGCAUGCCUUCACAUGUUGCUAGGUUUGGCAAUCCUUUUCUGAUGUUAGAUGAUGGGAGAAUUUUCUUCAAUCGGUUGGAUUAUGGACUAGGUUUCUUUAGUGCUGGAGAGCAUGGUGAGGGAUUUCUGCAAAGUUAUGAUCCAACAAAUGACACUUCUGGUGAGGCACUAAAACUGAAAGAGUCCAAAUCCAUUGGCGUUUACACAGGAAGCCUGCUGAGUUUAUAGAGUAGCUGUCAGUAAUGAGGUGAAUAAUGCAUCGAACUGGCUGGUCACCUUAUGUUGUAUAUGUGAACAAUUAGUGAGAGAAUGUUCUGAUGCAUGCAUUGAUGAAAAUGUAAGUGUGCGUUCAAAGUAUGUUAUGUUAAUCUCUGAUGCAUUUUGCAUCAGAAGAUCUGCAGUUUUUUGUUCGUUUCAUUUUGUAUGGCAAUUUCAGGAGUUUGGUCAAUGAGUUGCUAUAUAUAUUGCUAUGGUCAGAUUGUAAUAAACAAGCUUUUGAAUGUGGUGUUUCAAAAUAUAAUACUCUGCUCCUUGUGCAACA